Thyridium curvatum is the source of this 975-nucleotide messenger RNA. RefSeq lists its product as uncharacterized. Bases 1 to 975 code for a protein of 324 amino acids. The record is from RefSeq and is a predicted model, not a curated record. Gene Ontology annotation, cellular component: mitochondrion. Lineage: Eukaryota; Fungi; Ascomycota; Sordariomycetes; Thyridiales; Thyridiaceae. The transcript has a single exon. Gene Ontology annotation, molecular function: DNA endonuclease activity; flap-structured DNA binding; Y-form DNA binding.
AUGCCUCCUGGCAGGCUGCCUAUCGUCAGCCCUUCCUCGAGACUUGCCGACUUACAGAAACUUGCUUUCCACUGCGGGCUCAACUCGUCUGGGACGAGAGCAGCUAUUGCCAACCACGUCAACUCCCAGCUCAGCAGCUGGAAGCCCGCGCCGCCAGACUCUCGCAUCCUCAGCAUCGAUCUCGGCGUCCGCAACCUCGCCUACAGUCUCCUGACGGCCGGCGGCGGGAGACGCCAUCAUGAAGCCGUCGCGAACGCGGUAGGCGCAGAGGCAUCCAAGCCUGCUCAGCUUCACACAUGGCAGCGGCUAGCGCUGGUCCCACGCCGCGCCGGCGGCCCCGACGGCGCAUGCGAGGCCGCGCAGGACUUCAGCCCCGCCGCCAUGAGCGACGUUGCCGUCCGGCUCGUGCAGGAGCGCCUGCUCCCCCUGCGGCCCUCGCACGUGCUCAUCGAGCGGCAGCGCUUCCGCUCCGGCGGCGGCGCGGCCGUCCUCGAGUGGACCGUGCGCGUCAACUCCCUCGAGGCGAUGCUCUACGCCGUCUUUGCCCAUCUGCGCGCGACCGGCGCGUGGGCCGGGGCUGUGAUACCCAUCGAGCCUCGCAAGGUGGCUCCUUUUGUGCUCGGGGAGAGGUCUGGGCCCGGGGAGAAGACGGCGGGGCGCGGUUUGCCGAGGAAGAAAGCUAGCGAUGUCAAGAGACUCAAAAUCGAGCUGCUGGCUCAUAUGCUGACGGCCGGCGAGAUCGACAUUGUCAGUGAUGAAGCAAGAGACAUGGCUGCGGCCUUCUUGCAACGCCAGGGCGCCAGGUCUUCACGCAAGAAGAGCUCGCCGCCCUCCUCGCCGCUUUUAGGGUCAGAGAAGCUAGACGACCUCGCUGAUAGCCUUCUGCAGGGGCUGGCCUGGCUGAGAUGGGAGCAGAACCGGAGCACGGCGAAAUCCCAGGGUGAUAAGGCGGCGCUGAUGCCCUUUAGGAACUGA